Messenger RNA from Trifolium pratense (red clover), 794 nucleotides. Its product is annotated as translocon-associated protein subunit alpha-like. Bases 1 to 540 code for a protein of 179 amino acids. Gene Ontology annotation, cellular component: endoplasmic reticulum. The transcript has 6 exons. The record is from RefSeq and is a predicted model, not a curated record. Lineage: Eukaryota; Viridiplantae; Streptophyta; Magnoliopsida; Fabales; Fabaceae.
AUGGACAUGAAUAUGAAAAUGCAUUGGUUUGCUCUGGUUUACCUUCCUGUCGAUCAUCGGCUGCUUGUUCAAAAUCUUACCGCUCAGGUUUUCAACAAUGGUUCUGUACCAGCCUCAGCACAAGCUACUUUCCCAUAUAUAUUUGCAGUCAGCAAGUUGUUGCAGCCUGGUAGUUUUGAUCUUGUUGGUACUAUUAUAUAUGAAAUAGACGAGCAUCCAUACCAAAGCACCUUCUUUAACGGCACUGUUGAAGUUGUUGAAUAUGUUGGUUUUCUUAGCAUCGAAUCUGUUUUUCUUGUUACUCUUGGAAUUGCCCUCCUUGUCCUCCUAGGGCUAUGGAUUCAUGGUCACGUUCAAAACCUAUCUAAGGAUUAUAACGCAAAGCUUUCUGAUUUCAGGUUGGCAAAGGAUGGUCCAACAGGUCAUCUUACUACUAAGAGCGAUGUUUAUAGUUAUGGAGUUGUCCUGCUGGAAAUGUUAUAUGGUAAGAGGGCAGUUGACAAGAAUAUACCAUCUCGACAACACAACUUGGUGGAAUAGGCUAAACCGUAUCUCGCUAACAAAUGUAAGGUUUUCAGUGUGUUAGAUAGCCGACUCAAAGGACAGUACUCAUCAGAGCAUCUCUACGAGGUUAAAGAAAGCUUUUAGUUUCAUUGGCGUAGCUGGUGCAUGCAGGAGGUUAAAGAAAGUUCAUGUAAAGUUGUGUGCAACUUGAUAACAUUGUAAUAUGUAUUUGAAUUAUAAUAUGUAUUUUUCGUUUCAUAUCUAUUAAUUUUUUUUAGUAUUUACCCAAA